CAAUAACAGUGACUGUCAUCGGGUGUAGGAAUGUGGUGCAUGCAGGUUGGUCGAUGUGGGAGUUUUAAUCACGAAAACAAAAUGCUUUUACUUGCUGCCGCAUAACAAGUUACCGAAAAAAAAGGAAAUACUAACCUACAACUCAACAUCUUAGCCAAAGACUAGGCUGGCCAGCUUAUUUGAAAUAUUUAGGUUUACCUUCAAGGAUCAUUUGCAAUGGCGCUAAGGGCCGAAAGCGAAAAGUGGCUCACCGCUCACAAUGACCCACUGGCAUCAUUGUACACUUUUAGUUGUAGUAUGGCCUUAGCUGAUCUUCAUGGUGAUGGCGACUGGAAGCUUAUUAUUGCUGAUCUUGGGACUGGGGCCUAUAAUAUGAAACUCAAGGUCUAUAAAGGUACAAACUUGAUGUCAGAAAAUACUCUGAUAGAUCUCCCCACUGGAGUCAUCACAUUUCAUAUGGAUACUACAGAACCAAGGGUUCCUGCUGUUGCAGUUGCAUCAGGGAGCUACAUUUAUAUAUAUAAAAACCUUCGGCCUUAUUUCAAGUUUACAUUACCCACUUUAGAAGUGAAUCCCACUGAAUUUGAUGCAUGGAGUCAGGCAAGGGACGAACUACUUGAUGUUGGUAUGCUGUAUGAGAUUCUGGACUCUUUAAGACAAGAGGUAGGGGAGUGUGGUCUUACUACCCGGUCACAACGUUUUCUAAUGUGCCCUGAUCAUGCAGAACAAGUUGCUUUCCUUGAUCAGCACAAGGGGUUCAUUCUUAAAAGACAAACUGUGGUGACCUGUUUUUCUACAAUGAAAAAAAGCCAUGCUGAGGAUGAUGCAAUAUCUUGUUUAGUACUUGGCACAGAGAGUGCCAAUAUAUUUAUAUUAGAUCCUGAGGCCUUUACCAUCUUGAAUAGUAUGAGUCUAACCAGUGUUCCAGUGUUCCUGUCAGUGUCAGGACUGUAUGAUGUUGAAUAUAGAAUCAUUGUAGCUUGCCGUAAUGGUCAUGUUUAUACUUUGAAACGUGGAACCAAGGUAGGACGUCCUGCAGCAGAAUUAUCAUCACAGCCAAUUGGCUUGCUACGCAGAGACAAAAGUAUUGUUGUUGCCACAAUGGACCAAAACCUACACUGUUUCAAUAAUAAGGGUAAACGUCUCUGGUCUUUUCACCUACCUGCUCCUGUUAUGUGCAUGGAAACCUUAGAAAUUCGAACUUUAGGCCUCAAACUUACUGCCCUGGGAAUGUCAGAUCAUAGAGUGCUAAUUUAUCGUGAUAAACACCUAGUUGAUACAAUUCACACAGAAGACAGUGUAGCAGCAAUGAAGUUUGGUCGCUUUGGUCGAGAAGACAACUCACUGAUACUAGUUAUGAAAGGUGGAGGGCUUAUCAUCAAAAUACUGAAGAGAACAGCUCGCUUUGAGAUAGAUGACAAUCAGGGACACAUUCAUCCUAGUGCUCUCAAGCUUAAUAUCCCUAAAAAGACUAAAUUAUUUGUUGACCAGACAAUGAGAGAAAGAGAGAACUCAGUUUUGAUGCACAGAGUUUUCCAACAUGAUCUGUAUCGCCUACGUCUCAACACAGCUCGAGCAUACGUGCAAGCUUUGGAGACCAGUAGCAAUCCAGUUUCCCUUUCACAGACAGAGCCUUUAAAACUGUCUGCUCAGGUACUAGGUCUUGGUCCAACUUUCAAAUUGAGAGUAGAGCUGCAAAAUACCUCUGUUUCAGUGCCUUCUCAACAAGUAGCAGUAGUAUUUCACUGUGAUGACCGCAUUUAUACCGUCAACAGAUCUUAUAUUCAGAUUCCAAUGCUUGUGCCUGGGAUCAUUCAUGUUGCAGAAACACUAGUAACCUGUAUAUCUGAGCUGGGAAUUUCCGACACAGUACGUGUAUUUGUGGUCAAGGGUAAAACAACAAAACCAUUACUUACAGCAGUUAUUAAUAUGCCUGUUGCAGAAGUCUUCAUGGCAUCCUAAAAUCUCUGCUGUGAAAAUUGUGGUCUUAACUAGAUACUUUAAUGACAAGACUUGCCUUUUAUCAGAGAUUAUCAUCAUAAAUUCAAUAUUGUAGACUGAGCAAAACUAUCAUGUUACUUUUGCAAAAUGUAUAUAUGGAGUAGAUAGCAAUAAGAUAAAAGCAGAAUACUGGGUUAAAG
This is a messenger RNA of Macrobrachium nipponense, 2141 nucleotides long. Its product is annotated as Bardet-Biedl syndrome 1 protein-like. Bases 217 to 1962 code for a protein of 581 amino acids. The record is from RefSeq and is a predicted model, not a curated record. Gene Ontology annotation, molecular function: smoothened binding; patched binding. Gene Ontology annotation, biological process: non-motile cilium assembly; protein localization to cilium. Gene Ontology annotation, cellular component: centrosome; axoneme; BBSome. Lineage: Eukaryota; Metazoa; Arthropoda; Malacostraca; Decapoda; Palaemonidae. The transcript has 13 exons.